Molecule: messenger RNA, 1767 nt
Organism: Pseudocercospora fijiensis CIRAD86
Lineage: Eukaryota; Fungi; Ascomycota; Dothideomycetes; Mycosphaerellales; Mycosphaerellaceae
Exons: 13
Coding region: 1-1767 (588 amino acids)
Source: RefSeq, a predicted model, not a curated record
AUGUUGGGUCUGUCGCUGUUGCGUGUGGUUUUAUCUGCGCUGCGGAUAGUCUGCAUCGAUCAUGUAAUGUCGGGUCAGAGGGAGAUGGAAGACUGCUUUUAUACUUUCCCUGGGGCAGGACAAGGCAUUAUCUACCUGGGAGACAAUGGCAUUGACAAAUGGCUUUCAUUGCUCGGGGCAGGCCAAGGCAAUGCCAUUAAGGUGCGCAUUCACCUUCUCCAUGAUCUGCGAGUGCGAGGCGGAAAAAUGGGCUUAUUCAGGGAGAAGAACGGCAAGGCCUGCUCGGCCCUGGCAGGCUGGGUGUCACUGAGUGUCUCACUGUCUGACGGCCGCAUGAUGGCGCAUCUCCAACUCAUCUUCUUUGGCUCCACGACGCUCAAUCCUCGAUCAUCAGGCCUGAGCAGAAGUGGCAGUCAAACUAUGGCAAGCAUGGCGAUGGCGGAGGCGGAACCGGUGUUCACGCGAAUGGCGACGGAGCGCAUUGACGGCCGGCCGGUACAGCACGGCGACUUCAAAGUGGUGCACAAGGAGACGAUGCGGCAUGAAAUCGAGGAGCCGGGAUCGCUGGUGGACGGCGUGACGCAGCACGUGCAGGAGACGGCGCAGCAGCUGGCGGUGCGGCAUGAGGGCAUGCUCGUGCACCUGGAGUGGCACACUUCGUAUACCGUACGUUCGCUUUCGCUUUCGCUUUCGUUGGUGCUGAUGUUGAUGACUGACCGGCGACGUCCCGUCGCCGCGGGAGGCGUUGCCGCUGUCGACCACACCUGGACCAAUCGCGCCUGCAUCGACUUUUCUUCGCUGCUGAUGAACAAUGGCGGCGCCCCCACCACCACCAUUCCGCGCAUGGACGACGCGCCUCUCGCCACUCUGCAGCAAGCUCAUCGUCCCGGCGGCGGAGGAGGAGGAGGAGGGGCAGGCGAUGGUCCGUCAUUGGUGCGCGUCGUGUAUUCCGCCGCCGACGUGCCGAAUCCAAUUCCCAAUCCGAGUCCGCACCACUUCAACUUCAGCAACAACCAACCCAACUUGGCUCCCACCGCAUUGCCAUCAGCGCCCAUCCAGCCGACCGCCACACCAGCAGCCCAGCCGCAGUCGCAGUCGCAGCCGCAGUCGCAGUCGCAGCCGCAGCCGCAGCCGCAGCCCCAACCGACGAAUCCUCGCCCUGCACGCAGCAGCAGACUUGCACGCGACGCAUACGACAGCGACGAUACGGCUAUGACCAUGGGAGGUGCAGGCGCUGGCGAUGUUGAUCCCACACCUGAAGGACUGCAAAAGCUGAAGCAUCAGUACAAUGAAAGGGUUUUGGCUGCGCUCGCUCGCUGGCUCUGGGACAAUGGAGGGCAGACAAAGACUGCGCGCAGAGCAAUGGCAGACAAUGGCAAUGCAUGGAGGGAAGACAAGGACCGCGCGCAGGGCAAUGGCAGUGAAUGGAGGACAGACAAGGGCUUCGCGCAGAACAAUGGCGAUGUAUGGAGGGAAGAGAAGGACCGCGCGCAGAGCAAUAUCAGUGAAUGGAGGGCAGACAAGGGCUUCGCGCAGAACAAUAGCAAUGCAUGGAGGGAAGACAAGGACCGCGCGCAGAACAAUGGCAAUGAAUGCAAUCUCUUUCAAAUGCACAUCACUGAACUAAGGCGGAUACUGACAACAAACAGCAUGUCUAGUGAGGCAGAAGCUUCUCUUACCCUGCAAUACAAGUCGUCGGGCCUCUAUGAACAGACCUUGGAUGAUCCGUUCACCCUGUCUGUAUACACAAUACGCCUUCGAGCAUGA